AUGCUUGAUGCUGAUGGGUCUGAUGGAGGAAACAAGCGGAAGCGGGAUGAGGAAAAUUCUGGUUGUGCAAUGGUACUUGAAGAGUCUGCAGCCAUUCCUGAAGUUGAUGAUACAGCUUUUUGGCAGUUUGCUCCGUUUCCAGAAGUAAGGGCUGAAUAUGAAAGAAGAAUGGGGGUGAUAAAGACACAGCGUAAGUAUAAGUUUGUCACAGAUUUGGUCGAUUCUCUGGAGAACAAUCAAGAUCAGUUGCCUAUGGAGCUUUCAGAGGAGGAUGAUCCAGAUGGUGAUCAUAUCAUUUUUGAAAUGGAGGAACGCCGUGGUGCUGGUUCUGUUAAGGAUUAUUUUGGUUCUACCUCUGUGACACCUGUCUUCAGGCCAUCGAAUGAUACGAAGUGUUCGGAGUUGCAGCAACAGGUCAUGGCUGAUGGGAGCUCCCCCUUAAAGAGACCUCGUGCUGAUGAUGAUUUGGUUGAUAAAUACCAGGUUGAUACAAGAGGACUAUGGUCAGACAAGCUCGCAAGUGAAGAUGGUUGA
This is a messenger RNA of Eruca vesicaria subsp. sativa (arugula), 534 nucleotides long. The record is from the annotation of a GenBank genome assembly. Lineage: Eukaryota; Viridiplantae; Streptophyta; Magnoliopsida; Brassicales; Brassicaceae.